AGAUGAAAAUGACAAGAUAUCAAAAGUCCUAAAGGAAAAAGGAGAAAUUUCUACUGGUAUGAUUAGGACAUACUUUAUUUCUUGUUGCAAUUUUUUAAUUUCUGUAAUUUAUAUUCAAUUUGUAGAUUUAAUCUCCAUGGAUAGCAGUGAACAAGUGAUUAAAAAUAUUUCGUCAAACGAACAAUCCGAAAGUGAUUCAAAAGCUUUUAGGAAGAGAAAUGCCGAUCUUAUUGAUUUUAAAAAUAACGGUGACUCGAUUGUUGGUGAGCAAAAAAUGCCGAAAACAAAUAAAGAUUCUUCCAAAUCAAGACAAUAUAUAUAUACCGACUCAGAAGACAGCGAAACAUCAGUUUCAAGGAAUUAUGUUAAAGGACUAUUCAAUACCAACAACAUAAUUGCAACUGAACAAAAUAAUGAAUAUUCUCAAAAUUAUAAGGAGAGAAAAACAAGUAUUAAUAAACUGCAUAACUCCACUGAUGAGUUGGAAUCAAUGUCGAUGAGUAGAGUUGAACAAAAUUUAUUUAUAACAGAACAGUAUGCAAUUGAACCAAAAUCUGGAUCUUCAAAACCAUCGAAAACGCAAGAAAUCAUGAUUGGUCGAACUGAAAUUCCGAAGCAGCCGAAAUUAGUGCCGAGUAAUGAAUUUUAUGGAAAAUUAAAAUUUAAUUGUAUAUAUAAGUUUAAUAGGGUAUCUAGCGAACAGGGAAACCGGGAAUUUAGUACGACAGUGAAAAACUAGAAAUUUUCCAAAAAGAUUCUGAAAUUUCUAUAACUAGUUCUGUCAAUUCUUUAAAAAAUAAAGU
This is a messenger RNA of Leptopilina heterotoma, 803 nucleotides long. RefSeq lists its product as uncharacterized. The transcript is spliced from 3 exons. The record is from RefSeq and is a predicted model, not a curated record. NCBI's taxonomy places the organism in Eukaryota, Metazoa, Arthropoda, Insecta, Hymenoptera, Figitidae. The coding region runs from base 59 to 739 and encodes 226 amino acids.